Molecule: messenger RNA, 6880 nt
Organism: Molossus molossus (Pallas's mastiff bat)
Lineage: Eukaryota; Metazoa; Chordata; Mammalia; Chiroptera; Molossidae
Gene: GTF3C1
Product: general transcription factor IIIC subunit 1
Exons: 37
Coding region: 1-6345 (2114 amino acids)
Biological process (GO): transcription initiation at RNA polymerase III promoter; 5S class rRNA transcription by RNA polymerase III
Cellular component (GO): transcription factor TFIIIC complex
Molecular function (GO): DNA binding
Source: RefSeq, a predicted model, not a curated record
AUGGACGCGCUGGAGUCGUUGUUGGACGAGGUGGCCCUGGAGGGGCUUGAUGGCCUGUCUCUGCCCGCGCUGUGGAGCCGUCUGGAGACGCGAGUGCCGCCCUUCCCUCUGCCUUUGGAGCCCUACACGCAGGAGUUUCUGUGGAGGGCCCUUGCUACGCACCCGGGCAUCAGCUUCUAUGAGGAGCCUCGCGAGCGACCCGACCUCCAGCUCCAGGACCGGUAUGAAGAAAUCGAUUUGGAAACUGGAAUUUUGGAGUCCAGGCGGGACCCGGACCCUUUGGAGGAUGUCUACCCCAUUCAUAUGAUCUUAGAGAAUAAGGAUGGCAUCCAGGGCUCAUGCCGGUACUUUAAAGAGAGGAAAAACAUUACCAAUGACAUCAGAACCAAGUCUUUGCAGCCCCGUUGUACAAUGGUGGAAGCCUUUGGCAGGUGGGGGAAGAAACUGAUCGUCGUUGCCUCCCAGGACAUGCGUUACAGAGCCUUGAUAGGCUUGGAGGGUGACCCUGACCUGAAACUCCCCGACUUCUCCUACUGCAUUUUGGAGCGAUUAGGCCGGUCCCGGUGGCAGGGGGAGCUCCAGCGAGACCUCCACAGCACUGCUUUCAAGGUUGAUGCCGGAAAGCUCCACUAUCAUAGGAAGAUUCUGAACAAAAAUGGACUCAUCACAAUGCAGUCCCAUGUGAUCCGAUUGCCCACUGGAGCCCAGCAACACUCAAUCCUCCUCCUCCUGAACCGGUUUCAUGUGGACAGGAGGAGCAAGUACAACAUCCUCAUGGAGAAGCUUUCGGGGAUGCUGAGCACACGGAAUAACCAGAUAGAGACACUGGGAAAGCUGCGGGAAGAACUGGGACUGUGCGAAAGGACAUUUAAGCGCCUGUACCAGUACAUGCUGAGUUCUGGUCUUGCGAAGGUGGUGUCUCUUCCCUUACAAGAAAUUCACCCUGAAUGUGGACCUUUUAAGACAAAGAAAGGGACUGACGUCAUGGUGCGCUGCCUCAAGCUGCUGAAGGAAUUUAAACGCAAGGUCGAGGACGACCACGACCAGGACGACGACGAGGACGAGGAGGUCAUCUCCAAGGCAGUGCCUCUGGUGGACAUCGUGUAUGAGCGGGACAUGCUCACGCAGACCUACGAACUCAUUGAGCGCAGAGGCACGAAAGGAAUUUCCCAAGCUGAAAUCCGAGUGGCCAUGAAUGUGGGGAAGCUGGAAGCAAGAAUGCUGUGUCGUCUUCUUCAAAGAUUCAAAGUUGUCAAGGGAUUCAUGGAAGAUGAAGGGCGGCAGCGGACCACCAAGUAUAUCUCCUGCGUGUUUGCAGAGGAGAGCGACCUAAGCCGGCAAUACGAAAGGGAGAAAGCCCGGAGCGAGCUGCUGGCCACAGUGAGCUUGGCCUCGGUGCCGGAGGAGUCCCUCCCGCCUGAAGGAGAGGACACGUUCCUCUCUGAGUCAGACAGCGAGGAGGAUGGCAGCAGCGGAGGCAACAAGAGGAGAGGCAAAGGAUCGCAGGGGGAUGUGAAAUCCUCGAGCAUCAGUCUCGGGACCCACCCUCAUCACUCCACCCCCACCAAGGGUGGCUGGAAGGUGAACCUGCACCCACUGAAGAAGCAGCCAUCGUGCUCUCCAGGAGCCGCGGAGGAGAAGGCCGGCCGGGGCCCUGCUGCGGGGGACAGCCUCCUGGAUACCAGCAGCUCCUCAGAGCCCGGCGUGGCCUUCGGCCCCCACUGCGUGGACGGUAACAGUGGCGACAUAGCUGUGAUCGAAGAGGUCAGGCUUGAAAACCCAAAGGAGAGCAGCGGCUCCCAGAAGACUGGUAAGCACGGCCCAGGCCAAGACAAACCCCAUGAAACCUACCGACUGCUGAAACGCAGAAAUCUGAUCAUAGAAGCUGUCACCAACCUCCGCUUGAUCGAGAGCCUGUUCACGAUUCAGAAGAUGAUCAUGGAUCAGGAGAAGCAAGAAGGCGUGUCCACCAAGUGCUGUAAGAAGUCCAUUGUCCGCCUGGUGCGGAACCUGUCCGAGGAAGGUCUCCUGAGACUGUACCGGACUACGGUCAUCCAAGAUGGCAUCAAGAAGAAGGUGGAUCUGGUGGUGCACCCGUCCAUGGACCAGAACGACCCUCUGGUGAGAAGUGCCAUCGAGCAGGUUCGUUUCCGGAUCUCCAAUUCAAGCACAGCAAGCAGGGUUAAAGUGCCCCAGCCUCCAGUGCCCAAAGGGGACGCCAACGAAGAUAGUCAAGGGAAAGAGGACCUGAGUGGAUCUGGAGACUCUCAGCCGAACGAUUGCUCCAAACCAGAAAGUGGACGGGUGAAAAAAACUGAUGAGAAAAUGGGCAUAACCCAGCUUAAAAAUUAUAACCCUGUUGUAGUUCCUGGACUUGGGCGUUCUAUAGGAUUUCUGCCCAAAAUGGCUCGGCUGCGGGUGGUGCACAGGUUUCUGUGGUACCUGGUCUACGGGCACCCUGCCAGCAACAGGGAAGAGCACCCGGGCCUCAGCAGCGACAGGAGGACAGGAAAGCAGGAGCCGGGCAGGACCGGAGCCCCGCCCUCCUCUGGAAAAGACUUGGCGGCCUCCUCUGACGCCCCACCGAAGGACAACCAAGAUGGAGAAGUCUGGGAGGGCGAAGUGGAGCUGGCCACGGAGACAGUAUAUGUGGAUGAAGUCUCAUGGACACGCUACAUCCCUCCCAUCCCGUUGUACAGAGACUUUGGCUGCGGCUGGGCUCUUGUCAGCGACAUUCUCCUCUGCCUGCCCCUCUCCAUCUUUAUCCAGAUUGUGCAAGUCAGCUACAAGGUGGACAACCUCGAUGAGUUUCUGGAUGACCCUCUGAAGAAGCACACGCUGAUCCGCUUUCUGCCCCGGCCCAUCCGGCAGCAGCUUCUGUACAAGAGACGGUACAUUUUUUCAGUAUUUGAGAACCUUCAGAGGCUGUGCUACAUGGGGCUGCUACAGUUUGGUCCCACAGAGAAGUUUCAGGAUAAAGACCAGAUCUUCGUCUUCUUGAAGAAGAAUGCGGUUAUCGUUGAUACCACCAUCUGUGACCCACAUUACAAUCUCGCCCACAGCAGUCGGCCCUUUGAAAGGCGUCUUUAUGUCCUGGAUUCAAUGCAGGAUGUGGAAAACUAUUGGUUUGAUCUGCAGUGUGUCUGCCUCAACACCCCUUUAGGUGUGGUGCGCCACCCGCGUGUCAGGAAGAGCAGCAGCGCAGACCCGGGCGGUGACGACAAGGACAGCAUGCAGAAGGAGCAGGAGAGUGCCAUCCACAAGCACAAUCUGGAGCGCAAGUGUGCGAUGAUGGAGUACACCACGGGCAGCCGUGAGGUCGUGGAUGAAGGCUUGAUCCCCGGAGAUGGGCUGGGAGCCGCCGGGCUCGACUCCAGUUUUUACGGACACCUGAAGCGCAACUGGAUCUGGACCAGCUAUAUCAUCAAUAAGGCCAGGAAGGAGAACGAAGCUUCCGAGAACGGGCUCACGGUGAGGCUCCAGUCUUUUCUGUCCAAGCGCCCGUUGCCCCUCGGUGCUGGAGGCCAUGGCAGGUUGCAUAUCUGGGGAGAAGCCAGAACAGAAUCCGAGCUCUGUGUUGACGGGGACGAGCAGUUUGAGAUUGACCAAGAGCCUGCGCUGGACAGGAACCAGAGAGUGAGGGGUGGGAAGAGCCAGAAGCGGAAACGGCUGAAGAAGGACCCUGGAAAGAAGAUGAAAAGAAAGAAGAAAGAAGAGCUCCAAGAAGAAAAGAACAAAAGUCUGCGCUACCACGACGAGGCCGACCAGAGCGCCCUGCAGAGGAUGACCCGACUGCGUGUCACCUGGUCCAUGCAGGAAGACGGGCUGCUCAUGCUCUGCCGAAUUGCCAGCAACAUCCUCAACACCAAGGUGAAGGGCCCAUUUGUCCCCUGGCAGGUUGUACGGGACGUUUUGCACGCUACUUUUGAAGAGUCUUUGGAUAAGACAUCUCAUUCAGUUGGACGAAGAGCUCGCUACAUAGUCAAAAACCCACAAGCCUAUAUGAACUACAAGGUGUGCCUGGCCGAGGUGUACCAAGAUAAGGCCCUUGUGGGAGAUUUCAUGAAUCGAAAAUGUGACUAUGAAGACCCAAAGGUUUGUGCCAGUGAGUUUAAAGAAUUUGUGGAGAAGCUUAAGGAGAAGUUUAGUUCAUCCCUAAGGAAUCCUAACCUUGAAAUCCCAGACACGCUCCAGGAGUUGUUUGCCAGAUAUCGAGUUUUGGCGAUUGGAGACCAAAAAGACCAAAUCAGGAAGGAGGAUGAACUUAACAGCGUGGACGACAUCCACUACCUGGUGCUGCAGAACCUGAUCCAGAGCACGCUGGCUCUGUCGGACAGCCAGAUGAAGUCCUGCCAGUCCUUCCAGACGUUCCGCCUGUACCAGGAGUAUAAGGACCAGAUUCUCGGGAAGGCCUUCAUGGAGUGCCAGAAAAGGAGCUUGGUCAACCGGCGCCGGGUUAACCACACACUGGGCCCAAAGAAAAACCGGGCUUUGCCCUUCGUGCCAAUGUCCUACCAGUUGUCCCAGAGCUACUACAAGAUCUUCACCUGGAGAUUUCCGACCACCAUCUGCACAGAAUCGUUCCAGUUCUUCAACAGAGUCCGGGCUGCCGGCAAGCUGGACCAGCCCGAUAACUUCUCCUUCAAAGAGCAGGAUAGUCACGACUCCCCAAGUGACCUGGUGGCAUUUUCUUUGGACGGCCCUGGAGGGCACUGUGUGGCCGCCCUGACCCUCUUCUCUCUGGGCCUUGUCUCUGUGGAUGUCAGGAUCCCCGAGCAGAUCGUCGUGGUGGACAGCUCGAUGGUGGAGAACGAGGUCAUGAAGAGCCUGGGCAAGGACGGGGCCUUGGAAGAGGAGGAGGAGGAAGAGGAAGAAUUGGAUGAAGACCCGGGGGGCAAGCGCCGGAGCAUCGAGGUGAAAGCCCCCCAGGCCUCUCACACCAACUACCUGCUGAUGCGGGGCUACUGCGCCCCCGGCAUUGUCAGCACCCGGAACCUCAACCCCAACGACAGCAUCGUGGUGAACUCCUGCCACGUGCAGUUCCGGCUGCGCUGCAGCCCCACGCCCACCCGGCUCGCGUCCACCGCCCCUUCUCUGGAGGAGCUGAGAGUGGGAACCUCCUGCCUCCCUGACACAUUCACCAGGCUGAUACACAACCAGGACACCUGCAGCUUGGAAGAGUUUGUCCGCCAGGUGGAGCUGUCUGGGUAUAAGCCUGGAGACGUGGCCGCCGCCUUGGAGGUCCAGGGGGCCAUUGCAGCCACAGGCUGCUUUGGGGUGGACAAGGUGGAGCUGAGCAGAUGGUUCUGUGCCUUUGAGAAGGCAGGCGGCGAGCGCACCAGGACCCUCGCAGAUUACGUGCAGGACCUCUUGAAACGACAGCAGGUGCUGGAAGUUGGUGGGAACUCCAUUCGCCUGGUGACCAUGGCCUGUGCCCAGCCCUGGCUCCUGCGCUCGGUGCGGCUGAAGGGGAAAGAGGACACCAACAGUCAGAGAGCGGAUGCCCCGGCCAGGCCUCUGGAGGGGCCUCCCAGGGAGGACGGUGCCGCCGAGGGGCAGGCACCACCCGCCCAGGGCCCCCAGAGCAGCAAGAGGCGUGCCAGCUGGGCCAGCGCCGACCCGGCCGGUCAGAGCGGGGAGGCCGCCUCCGAGAGCGCCCAACAGCCCCCCGCAAAGCGGCCCGCGCUCCAGGGCCUGCGCUUCGGCCCGGAAACCCCGGCACCGGCUCUUCCUGUAGCUCUUGAAGAGACAGGUGCAGGGCAGCCCCUCCCUGGAGCGUCGGAAGCCAGGCAGGAGGACCAAGAGGGUGCCGGGGUACCCAGCUCCCCAGGCCAAGAGCAGCUGAGCUGUCAGGCCCAGCUUCCAGAGGGCUCGGAAGACACCAGAGGUUCGGCAGAAAUCUCCGCGGCCAGCGGCCUCUCGCAGGCAACACGGGAAAGGGACUGUGAGAGCAUCUGCUUCAUCAGCCGCCCGUGGCGCAUCGUGGACGGCCACCUGAACACGCCGGUGUGCAAGGGCAUGAUGGAGGCCGUGCUGUACCACAUCAUGAGCAGGCCCGGCGUGCCCGAGAGCUGCCUGCUGCAGCACUACCAGGGCGUCCUGCAGCCCGUGGCCGUGCUCGAGCUGCUCCAGGGCCUGGAAUUCCUUGGCUGCAUUAAGAAGCGCCUGCUGAGAAAGCCCGCGGCCGUCUCCCUCUUCUCCAGACCCGGGGAGCAGGGGGCAGAGGUGCCCUCCAGCCCCAGCGGGAGUGCCGUGGCAUUCUACGAGCCCACGCUGGACUGCACCCUGCGGCUGGGCCGCGUGUUCCCCCACGAGGUCAACUGGAACAAGUGGAUCCACCUAUAGGCGUGUGGCUAUCAGGUCCCUCCCGUCCGUGCUGCUGGCUCCCGAGGAGGGGCCUCUGCCUGCCCCCACAGAAGGUCUGCCCAGCCCUGACCGGAACUCGGGCCACCCACCCUUCUGCCCCUCUGCCUGGACUGGCUUGGGCACCCUGGAGUUGCGGGGAGCAGCCGCAAGCAGACUUUGGGGCCCACCCAUGCUCUUCCUGUUGUACCAGGGCCCAGCGCCACUGCAGACACGUCCGCUCGCCGAGCUGCCUGCCAUUCUCGGGAGCCUGGUGCUGUGAGUUUGAGAGGCCCCAGCGAACUCCUCCACGGGCUUUCGAAGUGUGGGUGCCUUUGGGAGCCACAGCCUACUUGUCCGAGGCCCCAGGCCUCCCGCAUGGACCUCAGAGCUGUCAGCUACUGGCCAGCAGGACCAGGAGCUCUGGGCUGUGGGGUUUGCCUCGUGUUCCGGAUCCCGGCACCAGGCGACUCCCUGGCUCCCCAGAAGCCCAGCCCUGAGCAUCCGGGCCUUGUGGGGACAUGUCACAGUGGAGGCU